This is a messenger RNA of Trichoderma harzianum CBS 226.95, 2106 nucleotides long. Its product is annotated as carbohydrate-binding module family 43 protein. The transcript is spliced from 4 exons. Bases 431 to 1999 code for a protein of 522 amino acids. Gene Ontology annotation, biological process: fungal-type cell wall (1->3)-beta-D-glucan biosynthetic process. The record is from RefSeq and is a predicted model, not a curated record. Lineage: Eukaryota; Fungi; Ascomycota; Sordariomycetes; Hypocreales; Hypocreaceae. Gene Ontology annotation, molecular function: 1,3-beta-glucanosyltransferase activity. Gene Ontology annotation, cellular component: cytoplasm; fungal-type cell wall.
GCCCAACAUACCCGUAAUGGAGGGUGCUAAGCAGAUAAAUAACACUCGUCGCCCCGUGCUCUUGGAUCGACUUGCAUAUUCUCGGGUUCUACCACAUUUCAUGUUGUUUGCAGGGCUUCAGCUCGUGGAUCUGAUUAUGCAAUUGUAGGCAUCAUUCGCUCUGCCAAUCUCUCCGCGGUCAAUUCGGCAUUUCAUCCCGUCGUAUUGCGCAAACAGCAACGGUCGUUAAACCCAGCGCGAAGUUAGAGCUCUGUUUACUCUCGCUUUCUUACCACACCAAGUGAUUUUCGUCAAACCAAUGGCAACUUCGCGGCUCACUCUCUAAGCCCAAGAAUACAAGUUAAUCCUCGCCUUAAUUAUUUUCCAUCCUCAUUCAUAAUUCACCACAGCGACGUGACGCUACGACGUAAUCGUAGCACAUACACUCACUAUGGGCAUCUAUAGCGUUUCAUUAUCGUUUUUGCUGUUUGCUUCCGUGGGCUUAAGCGCCGAUCUUCCGUCGAUUCAGAUUAAAGGGUCAAAAUUCUUUUACCCCAAUGGCACUCAGUUUUUCUUGAAAGGAGUUGCGUAUCAGCAGGAUUCCUCUGCCAACGGAGCGGUCUCGACCAACACGAAAUUCGUCGACCCGUUAGCGAACGAAGCCAACUGCAAGCGUGAUAUACCAUUACUCAGUCAGCUUGGCACCAACGUGAUCCGCACGUAUGCAAUCGAUCCGACUGCCGAUCAUUCCGCUUGCAUGUCCUUGCUCAACGAUGCGGGUAUAUACGUUAUUUCGGAUCUUAGCAACCCCCAGCAGUCUAUAAACCGUGGAAACCCGCAGUGGAAUGUGGAUCUUUUCACCCACUUUCAGCAGGUCGUAGACAGUUUCGCCAAUUACACCAAUGUGAUUGGCUUCUUUGUUGGCAACGAGGUCACCAAUAAUGCUACCACGACAUCCGCUUCCGCCUAUGUCAAAGCUGCAGUGCGAGAUGUGAAGCAGUACAUCAAAGACAAGAAAUACCGCGCUAUGGGUGUGGGAUACGCCGCCGAUGACGACUCAGAUAUCAGAAACCAGAUUGCCGCGUACUUCAACUGCGGCCCAGCAGAAGACAGUGUCGACUUCUUUGGAUAUAAUGUCUACGAAUGGUGCGGUGAGAAAACAUUUGAGACAUCCGGUUAUAAUCGAAUUCUUGAGUUCUUCCAGGACUACUCUGUACCCGUGUUCUUUGCCGAAUAUGGCUGCAAUCUCCCCAACGGUGCAGCAGACCGCAUAUUCCAAGAAACAGGUGCACUUUACGCACACAACAUGACAGCGGUUCUCAGCGGCGGCAUUGUCUAUGAAUAUUUUGAAGAAACCAAUGACUAUGGCCUAGUCCAGAUAAACGGCAAUACCGCCACGAAACUUAAGGACUUUGGUGCUCUCCAACAACAAAUUCAGGCAGUUAACAUUCAAGGAGUUGAGAUGUCGAGUUACAACCCUUCCAAUCAGCCUGCAUCCUGCCCUGCGGUCAAUUCGACGUGGGAGUCGAGCGACAAGCUCCCGCCAACUCCCGACACCGACGCUUGCAGCUGCAUGGUCAAGGCCUCCCAGUGUGUCGUUUCCAACAGUACAGACUCUACUGACUACGGAAGUUUAUUUGACUAUGUCUGCGGGUCUGAUCAGAGUCUGUGCGACGGCAUCAAUGGCAACACCUCCACUGGCGAUUACGGUGCAUUUAGCAUGUGCAGCGAUCAGGACAAGCUGACGUAUGUCCUGAACCAGUACUAUCUAAAGCAGAACAAGGACAGCACUGCUUGUGACUUCAAUAGCAGCGCCGAGACGCAAACUGCCUCUGGAAGUGUGGACAAGUGCAGCGCCGCGGCCGCUUCCAGCAACUCUUCAGACUCGGGCGACUCUUCAGGUUCAGGCAGCGAUGAUAAGGACAAUGGCAGUGCCGAUUCUCUGAUUCCUGGAAGCUGGCCUCUUGGCACAGCAAUGUUUAUUACUCUUCUUGUAAGCACAGGCAUGAUGAGCCUAUAAUUACUUUACACUUAAUAAAGACAAAUGAGUUACGAAAAGAGAACUAGUCUCCAACCUUUCCCACGCAAUCUUCCUAUCGACUAUGUAGAUCAUCUGAGAGUAUUGGG